AUGGAAGAUGCAACAUUAAGGACGCCUCAUUCCACCCUCGCUUUAUCGCAAGGUGAAACAACAUUCCGCGAGUAUCUCCCCGGCCGACUCCCGGUACGCCCCUCGCGCCCAGAACCUGUUGUGGGGUUCGACGACCUUGUGGACGUGUCUCGCGGGGCAGCGUCCAGGGGUGUCCUGAGCUUCGUUUGCAAGGUCAAAGGUCAAGAGAAGGCUUUGAAGAGGGAGCUAGGAUGUCCCGUUGGCUGCGGGGCCCCUCACCUCCAGCUUAAUCCCGUUGGCAAGAACAGUUCCCUUCCCUUCUCCGUAGUACCAGGAUGUGUUGGCUUACCCCUCGGAUUUUGUUCAGUUAUGCCCUACCGGGGCGGUUCCCCCACCCGAGGCUGUGCGGGGGAUACGUCGAGUGCGUCGCUAACGAAGGGAGACUGGAAGCAGGUCUCGUGUCUCGUCAGGGGCGCUGUAUCAGGGGAACCUUCGACCCCGCCAGCAGCGCCUGCGUCACGAGGAAAGGAGGGGGACGAAUGCCGGCCGUGGCAGCGAAAGGGGCGAACGCUCGAGCGAGACGAGACGUACGACUACGUGUGCCCCGAGAACCGAAACGGCUUCUUCUGCGCCACCUGCAAGACCCUAGUCCAGUGCAUCGACGGGAAGGCGUACCCGGAGCAGUGCCGUUCGGGAGACUUCUGCGACCUGAGGCUGGAGUUCGGCGGGGCGGUGUGCUACCCGAACCACCCCGUGAACUGCACCUGCCAGGAAGCAAAUACGUUUAGUGUGGAUCUGUACAGUCAAGAGGAUUUUUUCUUCUGCGGGAAGGCCAACGAGGACCCCGAGAUGCGCCAGUGCCCACGCGGAGAGAUCUUCGACGAGGGAAUAUCCAGCUGCAGGAAUAGAUAUUAUCUGCCUGCAUGCACGAGCACCGGCGUUUUCGCGAACCCCGCAAACUGCACACAGUUUUACACGUGCUUCUACAACAUCAACGGCUGGGUCCAGAGUUCGCACUCCUGCAACAACAGCACCCACUCCGGCCUCAUGUACAACGAGCAGACGGCGCAGUGCGAGGACCCUUGCCAGUGGCGCAACCUCGCGUUCACUUGCCAGAAGGAAGGCCGCUUCCCCGACCCCUUUGACUGCCGUCGGUACUUCGAGUGCGUCCUCGAGGCCGACGGAUCCGCCUUCCGACAGGUCCACCACACGUGCCCCGAGGAGUACACGUGGCAUCCUUCGCGCCUCGACGGCUUCGGGCUGUGCGUCGAGGCGGAAGCCAACACGGCCUGCGCGGCGGUGCUGCCGGUCUCCAAGUGCGCCGUCCCGGAAGACCGGUGCGGCGGCGGGAGCUUCCGCAAGUCGCGCACGAAAGUCGUCGGGGAGAACGGCACCGCCGAGACGCAGGCGAGGAUUCAGGACCUCAGGAUAACCAUCAAAGUCUUACAUCCUGACGAACCGUGUCCCCUGGCCUUCAAGAAAGUCUUCAAGCAGUGUAUCCACAUCAGUGCGGAUAUGUUGCCCUGGGCUGAAGCGAGGACGGCGUGUAGAUACUUCGGCGGCGACCUGGCAACACCGACGGAUGUGAACGAACUGAAGGAGUAUAUCAACACAAAAUCAGACGCGAAAUACCUCUGGGUGGGCGGGACCGACGCCGAUGACGAGGCAGCUGGCGGUGGCUGUCGGGUCGUGCCGUCAACGCCUCCCAUUGGAUCCCCAGGAAACCCGACGGAGGCAGACAGCAGAACUGCCUCUUGCUGUCUGCCGCCCGCACGCCCCCGCUCGAUGACUACUUCUGCUCCACGGCCUUCUAUUACGUGUGCCAGUGAAAUAUGCUAUUACAGGUGGAAUAUACUGCUACAGGUAGAUUAUACCAUUACAGAUGAAAUAAUCUACCGAAAUAUACCAACGAGUAAAAUCUACCAUUAUAAUGCAGCUGUGAAAGGAGCGCGUCCAAAUCCUUAUGACAACGGAGAAGUCAUUAGUGUCAAGAUGAAGACGAAGCCGAAGUCACUAGAGGGAGAGGUGGUCGUCCUGGGUACUCGCGUAGGGAGACAAAUAGGGCGCGAGGGAGUCGCCUUGAGAGCGGACAAGCCCUCAGAUUCCGCCGGCAUGCAAAUCUGGUACUGGGGUUGCGAGGUUGAUCUGACAAUUUUUUUUAACAAAGGAAAUUCUUUCCAAAAUUCUACUGGAACUGUGAGAAAGUUGAAGUACAAGGACAGUUUAGGAUGCAGAUUUAAACAGAUCCACCAACGCGACUUACUUGCAUUAGAGAUAAGUAUGAAUCCAGUGCAAUUGUUCAGAAUGUCCACAGGAAUCUAUAAUUUGAGUGAUGGCUUCUGUCAUCACAAUAAUCCUGCUGCAUUUAAAAAUAUCUUGUUGACAUACUCUGUGACUAGAAUGGGGAAAAAGAAGUUUAUUGACCUACAACUACAAGCAACCAAUGUACAGCAUAAAUAUGACCAUUACUUACAGAUCUCUAAUCUAGCUUGUCGCUGCAUCAGAACAACAAUUAAAAUGCUUCCUAAAAAUAACAGUUCAGGCUCAGUACUAGAAUUGCAAAAAAUAACUGGGCACAUCAAGAUCAGGGAACAAGUAAACUCUCACACCGCAAUGCGACUCAUUUCAAAGUCCAACACGUGGCUAUAA
Molecule: messenger RNA, 2628 nt
Organism: Penaeus vannamei (Pacific white shrimp)
Lineage: Eukaryota; Metazoa; Arthropoda; Malacostraca; Decapoda; Penaeidae
Source: RefSeq, a predicted model, not a curated record